This is a messenger RNA of Australozyma saopauloensis, 636 nucleotides long. RefSeq lists its product as uncharacterized. Bases 1 to 636 code for a protein of 211 amino acids. NCBI's taxonomy places the organism in Eukaryota, Fungi, Ascomycota, Pichiomycetes, Serinales, Metschnikowiaceae. The transcript has a single exon. Gene Ontology annotation, molecular function: protein binding. The record is from RefSeq and is a predicted model, not a curated record. Gene Ontology annotation, cellular component: nucleus.
AUGGUGGCAAACAUCUGGGUCGCAGCCGCUGACAAUGACACAAAAACAGUCCUCACGCACUUGGACUCUAACAAUUUCACACCCAACUCCAAAGAUCCCAACGGCUACACUGCAAUCCAUGCUGCUGCGUCAUAUGGGCACAUCGACCUAUUGAAACUAUUGAUCGAGCGUGGAGGAGACAUAAAUAUUCAAGACCAAGAGGGCGACACUCCGCUACAUCACGUGGAAGACCUUGAAACUGCUAAGGUUAUCGUGGAAAAGCUUGGUGGAGACUUCAAGAUACGGAACGAUGAAGGUCAAACAGCCGCCGAUUUCAUUGAAGAGGAGGAUGAGUUCCCGGAACUUGCACAAUAUUUGAGAUCUUUGCUCCAUGACAAACCGACAGCCUCUGUCAAUGAUAGUUUGCCUGAGGCUGGACAAAUUGAUGGUCAUAACAUUCGUUACACGAUGGAAGAGGAGGGUGAGCCAAUGGAUGAAGAAAGAAGAAAGAAGCUAGAAGCCAUUGUUAACAGUGAAAAUCCCGAGGAGGCGCUCAGAGAAUUGGUGACUUCUGCUGUACGGGACGGAUUGGCGUCUUUCAGUAGCGGCGAAAGACAGGAUGAGGAGAGAGAUACCAAGCGCAAUCGUGAAAACUAA